This is a messenger RNA of Scleropages formosus (Asian bonytongue), 2196 nucleotides long. RefSeq names its product WD repeat and SOCS box containing 1 (gene wsb1). Gene Ontology annotation, biological process: intracellular signal transduction; protein polyubiquitination. Gene Ontology annotation, molecular function: protein binding. The transcript is spliced from 10 exons. NCBI's taxonomy places the organism in Eukaryota, Metazoa, Chordata, Actinopteri, Osteoglossiformes, Osteoglossidae. The record is from RefSeq and is a predicted model, not a curated record. The coding region runs from base 235 to 1509 and encodes 424 amino acids.
CGGGCGCUGUCCUCGAGCUGGCCAGCCAGCGGCCAUUACAUCUCUGUGUGUUUAAACGUAGUUCGUAGAUCGCUUCAGAGAGCCGAGAGAGAGCUGAGAAUUUCCCGACGAAGAAGUGUGACGUUCACCGUCAGAGACUUAGCCGAGUCCUCUGUGUCUUCGCCUCUGUUUUUUUUUUUUUUUUUUUUUCUUUUUCUCGUCUUUUAUCACUGUAAGAAGCCAGUUUUUAUUUAGAUGGCAAGCUUCCCAGAUUUUGUAAAUGAAAAUGAAAUAGGUAAGGCUAAGUUCAUUGGGGAACUCCUGGUGCCAGUUGCACCUUUCGACCAGAAAUCCGGGCGAGAGACCUGGACUGUAGCCUUCGCACCUGAUGGAUCAUACUUUGCUUGGUCUCAAGGACAUCGCAUUGUGAAACUUGUACCCUGGAAAAAAUGCCUGAACAAUUUUGUGGUAGGUGUUGUGGAUGUCCCAGACACACCUGUUCCCCGGCGCAUGUCAAGGCAAAACAGCAGCGAGGGGUCGGCAGGGCGCAGCGAGCCCCGAGAGCACACCAUCGACUGCGGUGACAUUGUGUGGGGCCUGGCCUUUGGUUCCUCCGUGCCUGAGAAGCCAAGCCGUUGUGUCAACAUUGAGUGGCACCGCUUUAAGUUUGGCCAGGACCAGCUUUUGCUCGCCACGGGUCUUAACAAUGGUCGUAUUAAAAUCUGGGAUGUCUAUACUGGGAAGUUGCUGCUGAAUUUACUAGAUCACACAGACAUUGUUCGAGACCUGACUUUUGCCCCUGAUGGCAGCCUGGUGCUGGUGUCAGCUUCCAGGGACAAAACGCUGCGUGUAUGGGACCUGAAGGACGAUGGGAACAUGGUGAAGGUCCUUCGGGGACACCAGAGCUGGGUGUACUGCUGUGCCUUCUCCCCCGAUUCCUCUGUACUGUGUUCCGUGGGGGCCGGGAAAACGGUGUUUGUGUGGGACAUGGACAAGUACAACCUGAUCCGCAAGCUGGAGGGCCACCACAACGACAUUGUAUCCUGCGAGUUUUCCCCUGAUGGAGCCCUCCUUGCCACGGCCUCCUAUGACACCCGAGUCAUAGUGUGGGACCCACAUGUUGGCUGCGUGCUCCUGGAGCUUGGACACCUGUUCCCUCCCCCUUCACCCAUCUUUGCAGGGGGUGCGAACGACCGCUGGGUGCGCUCAGUGUCUUUCUGUCAUGAUGGCCUGCACAUUGCCAGUGUUGCUGACGACAGGCUGGUUCGCUUCUGGAAUAUCGAUGAGCGCUCGCCCCAGGCUGUUGCCUCGCUCAACAAUGGCCUCUGCUGCACUUUCUCCACUGAUGGUAGUGUGCUGGCUGCUGGGUCCCGUGAUGGCAGUGUGCACUUCUGGGCAUCGCCUCGCACCAUCGCCAGUCUGCAGCACCUAUGCCGUAUGGCCUUGCGCAGGGUAAUGUCCACCCCGCAGGUGCAGAAGCUUCCCAUCCCAUCACGCAUGGUGGACUACCUGUCAUACAGGAUCUUCUGAUUCAUCCCCCACGGCUGUAUGUUGCAAAGCCAAUAAAGGUUUUCCACAGAAGUCCCCCUUGAGGAUAAAGACAUCUCUAAAGACUCAAUUUGCUAUUCCAACAAAACAUGCUUUACAUGCAGGUUUGCUGCUGUUGUAUUUAUUUAUUUUUGUAAGGCUAAAACUUGUGUAUGUUUCAGAGAUGCCAUUUUGCUCCAGGUUACUUAUGAAGCAGGUUUGUCAGAAGGGGAAUAGCUGGGAGACAGCCACAAUGUGUUGCCAUGUCACCUUUUCUUCCAUGUUCAGAGCAGCUUCCUCUCCUCUUGGGUUUUACCCAAAAACACACCAGAUUUGGGGCGAGGACAGCAGAAAAAAUUGGUUGUGUCCCCAAAGCCGUCGCACUUUAAUAGUGCAUAUGUACAUUUUGCACAAACCCAAAAGAUACAAUACGCAGAAGAUAGAAUAAGCAUUAUGUGCUUCUGGUCAGUGACAGACAGGCUCCGGAGAGGUCAGAGGUGAUGGGCCAGGUGUGUGCAAGGCUGCCUCCCAUAUAGAGCACUCACAGCCUUUCAGAAUCAGGGGUCUUGGGUUCCCACCUAGAUGUGCCUCUGUAGAUUUACACGGCUCCAUCCAGCUCCAGUGCGUUGGGCUGACGGCAGGCCAGGACAACAAUUUAACAUCUGUUCUACUCACGAUAAAAAAAAAAAA